Molecule: messenger RNA, 375 nt
Organism: Benincasa hispida (wax gourd)
Lineage: Eukaryota; Viridiplantae; Streptophyta; Magnoliopsida; Cucurbitales; Cucurbitaceae
Source: RefSeq, a predicted model, not a curated record
AUGAAACUAGAUGAUGCCUUGUGGGAAUAUCGGACUUCUUAUAAGACACCCAUAGGCAUGUCACCAUAUGCAUUGGUGUUUGGAAAGCACUGUCAUCUACCAUUGGAACUAGAAUAUAAGGCAAUGUGGGCAAUUAAGAAACUCAACUUUGAUCCAAAGGUUGCAGGAGAAGAGAGAAAACUUCAACUACUUGAGCUGGACGAGUGGAGAUUACAAGCGUAUGAGAAUUCCAAAAUUUACAAAGAACGCACCAAGCGAUGGCAUGAUAAGCAUCUUUGUGAGAAAAACCUCAAGGCAGGUCAAAGGAUAUUACUGUUCAACUCCAGGUUGCAUCUCUUUCCUGUAAAAUUGAAGUUGCAUUGGUCCGAGAGUUAA